UGGCUGAUGACUUAAAGAGGUCCAGCUGCUGCUGCUCAGGUGAACCAAAGUUGUUCAGCUCUCUCUGAUCUCUCCAAGCCACUGGUGAAAGGGUUUUAAGAUGCAUCUCUCCUCCAUGCUGCUGUUCCUGUGUGUGGGAGCCUUCAUGAAAUGUGCUGCUGGAAGUGAAUGGUGCUACACUGGCUGUGAUCACACUCCGUCCCACUGGGGAGACGUCUCCUCUUUUUGCCUUGACAAAAGGCAGUCUCCAAUCGACAUCGCCACUGGCUAUGUCAAGACCGACCCUAACCUGCACAACUUUACCUUCGUCAACUUCACCUCUAAGCAUGUCAUCAAGUCCAUCACCAACAAUGGACAUACAGUGAAAUGCAAACUGGAGGAAAAUGCAGUCGAAGUGAGCGGAGGUGGACUCAACGCAACAUAUUCUGCGCUCCAGUUUCACUUCCACUGGGGUGAUACGGAACAUCAUCCAGGUUCGGAGCACACGAUUAACAGGCACAGAUAUCCAAUGGAGAUGCACAUCGUCAGUCUGAAGAAAGAUCUCACUCUGCCGGAGGCCACGGGGGAUUCAGAGGGGAUUGCUGUUCUUGGGUUUUUCAUAAAUGCAACAGAAGAUGGGGACACGUCAGAACCAUGGACCACGCUCACCUCUUACCUGACAAACAUCACAGGUGUAGGCACAGAAGUAAACAUAACCCAUGCAAUCUCUAUCAACGACCUGAUUAAAGAUGUAGACCUGACAAAGUUCUACAGAUACCUGGGCUCCCUGACCACCCCCGACUGCAAUGAAGCCGUUGUGUGGACAGUUUUCCAAGAGCCUAUCAACAUCAACAAGAAUCUGAUUCAACUGUUUCCUGAGAAGACGACACUCAGCAAUGUUUAUCGGCCAACACAAAAUCUGAAUACACGUCAAGUGUAUGCCUCCCCUGCAACUCCUUUAACUCCCGGUCACUCGUGGUGCUAUGAUGAUCACUGUAGUUACAGUCCAUCUUAUUGGCACGUUCUGCCUCAAUCCCACUGCGGCGGCGAACACCAGUCACCCAUCAACAUUGACACCGAGACGGCCAUGGAGGACGAGAGUCUCGAUGACUUCACCUUUACAAAGUUUGAUGACAAACAUGCCAUCAAGUACAUCAUUAACACCGGCCACGCAGUGAAGUGUGUCCUGAAGGAGGAUACGGUGGAGGUGUCGGGGGGAGGUUUGGCACACGUGUACUCCACCCUUCAGUUCCACUUCCAUUGGGGUUCACAUGACUCGGACGGUUCAGAGCACACAGUGGAUUCCAAAAGAUACCCUAUGGAGAUGCACAUAGUGAGCAAGAGGAAGGACUUAACACUGAAACAGGCGCUACAGACUCCCGACGGCCUGGCAGUGCUGGGAUUCUUUAUUCAGGCUACGGAUUCAACCAAAAGCGACGGCGGUUCACAAGACCAGGAGACAAAUCCCCCAUCACAACCAGCAUCUGAUAUGGACGCCUGGAAGAAACUGACCAGCUAUCUUUCAGCUAUUAAAAACAUCAGCUCUCAAGUUAACGUUACAGAGGAGAUCUCAAUAGACGACUUGCUAGGCGCAGUGAGCCGAGAUGCUUUCUACCGCUACAGUGGCUCCCUAACCACUCCGUCAUGUAAUGAAGUGGUGGUUUGGACGGUCUUCAGAGAGUCUAUCAAGGUGGAUGAAAACCUGAUGAAGAUGUUCCCGGAUGAGGUGGGAUAUCACGACGUGUUUCGGCCUGCACAGCCGCUUCACAGCAGGAAGAUCUACACCAGAUCAGCAUCCAGCGCCCCCGGACCCACCAUACAGUUUCUGCUGCUGGCAUGUCUGUGUGCCUUUUUCGUAUAAUCAGCUGAUAGGAAAUGCUGUGAAGGAGAAAGUAUAUUGCACUAAUUAUCCAUGUGACAUUGUUCAGAUUAUCAUUCCAGUAUUAGUCAGCAAAAUACUUGUAUCACAUACAUUUUCGUGUGUAAUCAUGGUAUAUGAUCUGAUAAUCAAGAUGCUGGUAACUACAGACUGCUCGGAAAAGUUUCUGGCUUAUUAAACCGAUGAGUGAGACUAACAUAUUAACACUUGCAAGAUUAUUGGACACAAACACCACUUCACUGUAUUUGUAUUAUAGCUGGGUUUGUACCUGUCUACAUAAUCGUAUCCCUGUUUCCUUUGCUUUAUCAAAACAUGUAUGGUAAAAUUUAUAAAAACAAAAUCAACAUCAUCUCAGGAAUUAAGACUUUUGUCUGCUACCUUUUUUAAAACGCUAAUUACGGCUGCUGAUUGCAUUGAAGAGCGAUAAAAUACAAAUAAAAUGAAUACUGAAUUCUGUUCUUGUGAUUGUUCUCAUGCUUUAAUCAGUGCAGAAUGUGUUAUUGUAGCCCCUGCAAAUAAAGAAAAAUAGGUUCAGUACUGAUA
Messenger RNA from Acanthopagrus latus (yellowfin seabream), 2401 nucleotides. Its product is annotated as carbonic anhydrase-like. The coding region runs from base 101 to 1840 and encodes 579 amino acids. Gene Ontology annotation, molecular function: zinc ion binding; carbonate dehydratase activity. Lineage: Eukaryota; Metazoa; Chordata; Actinopteri; Spariformes; Sparidae. The record is from RefSeq and is a predicted model, not a curated record. The transcript is spliced from 17 exons. Gene Ontology annotation, cellular component: plasma membrane.